Stegastes partitus (bicolor damselfish) is the source of this 609-nucleotide messenger RNA. Its product is annotated as lymphocyte antigen 6D. Lineage: Eukaryota; Metazoa; Chordata; Actinopteri; Pomacentridae. The record is from RefSeq and is a predicted model, not a curated record. The coding region runs from base 62 to 289 and encodes 75 amino acids. The transcript has 3 exons.
AUGUGGCACGCCAGUAUAAAACUGCCAGAGCAAGAGGUUUAUCCACAUACCAUCUGACAACAUGAAGGUUCUGCUUCUUAUGCUCCUGCUCCUGCUGUGUAGCACUCAAGUGCUUACACUCAAAUGUUACACCUGUGAUGGUGACCUGGACUGUAAGACAGAGACAGACUGCCCGUCAUCAUCCCAGUACUGCAAAACCAUUGUGCAUGGGGAUGAAUUUUCUCGAACUUGUGAGAACUCAUGUGUUGAUGACGAUUUCACAAUCUGCUGCGAUGAGGACCUGUGCUAAAACUGAGGCACCUCUCUGCUUUUUCUUUCACUUUCUGAUCAGUUAUUACUGAAUGAAUACAAUGAAUUAGAUCAGUCUGAACAUACUGCAAGGUGAUUUGUCAGUUCUUUAUAAUUUACUGCAACAAUUUUCUCUUUGAUUUUGUUUUCACUGAAAUAUGCUAGUUUUGCCUGAAAAUUUUUCAUCACCCAUCUUAAACUGUACAGCUCACUAGUAGUCACAGUCAUUUUAUUUUUUUUAUUUUUUUUGUUCUUUUAGUAAAUGUGUGCUGGAAGCAGGGCAACCACACACACACACACACACACACACACACACACACA